Messenger RNA from Chondrus crispus (carragheen), 1746 nucleotides. RefSeq names its product Aardvark, Armadillo repeat-containing protein. The record is from RefSeq and is a predicted model, not a curated record. The transcript has a single exon. Gene Ontology annotation, molecular function: protein binding. The coding region runs from base 1 to 1746 and encodes 581 amino acids. Lineage: Eukaryota; Rhodophyta; Florideophyceae; Gigartinales; Gigartinaceae.
AUGGACACACAAUCUGAGCAACAGGCACAGAAACAAAGCCUUGUCACCGAAGCAAGAAAAAUGGUCUCUUUAUUUCUGGAAGCUGUGGAAACAGGCAAGCAACCCACGAAGAAGCAUGAAUCAUCUCUAGCCUUUUCGAAGAAUUCGCUGAAGGCGUUUGCUUCUUCAGAGUCCAUCACAGUUGAAAUAUUCAGAGGUUCAGGUGGACUGCGCUCGAUUGUUAUUGGAGUGAAAAAGCAUUGUGCUGAGAGCGAUGUUGUGGAAUAUGGGUGUGGGGCGCUAGGAGCUCUGACUCUGUAUGAUACUUCAACCGUCAUAGAGCUUGUCAAAGUAGGAGCAAUUGAUAGCAUCAUUAUGGCCAUUGCAACUCAGGCAGAAGGUGGAACAGACGACGCUCUUGUAUCUGCUUUGAAAACAUUGCGCAAUCUUACCCAAACCGAGGAAAAUAGAACUACGAUCUUCAAGGCGUCUGGAAUUGAGGCUGUUGUUAAAGCGAUGGCUGCAAAUGGUGACUAUCCACGGACUCUAUCUCAUGGCGCCUUGGUUCUGUCAAAUCUUGCGUUUGGUAACCAGAUUAUCAAGGAGGCAGUAGGAAAUCUCGGUGGCGUAGCAGCUAUUGCAAAGGGGAUGAAGGAUCACAGGGAUUUUCAGGCUAUGCAAGCUAGGGGGUCUCUGGCUCUUCGCAACUUGUGCUAUCAGUCUGAAGACAACCAGAAAGUUGCUGGAGAGAACGAUGCUGCGAAAACGCUUCUCGCUACGAUAGGGGCAUACAAUGACGAUCGCGAAGUUGUGCAUCAGUCUUGUGUAGCGUUGGCUAACUUAUCAAGCAGGAAUGAGGAAAAUCGUCUUCGAAUUGUUGAGGCAGGCGGUGUAUCGACCUUGGUGAAGCUUAUGCAAACCUACACAGAGUCUUCGACAGUUAACGAUGACUGUAUUUCCAUCAUCAGAAACAUAGCUGUUGGAAGUUCUGAGGCACAACUUGAAAUAGGCCUCAGUGGGGGAGUUGCAUGCAUAUGUGCCGCAAUGGAUAAAUUUCAGAAAAGCGAGAAAAUAGCUGAUAAAGCAUGUACAGCUCUCCGAUAUUUAUGCUUUCUUUCAGAAAACAGGGAUAGGAUACGUGAACUUCAAGGAAUUGAAGCUAUAAUCAACGCACUAAGACGAACGAAUGAUUCAUCGGUCGUUCUUGAAAAUGCACUGCUUGCAAUCGGAAACGCAACAUUCGGGUCUGAAGAAAGCAAGGCUAUCGUUGGACGAUGUGGAGGAAUAUCUGCGAUUAUUACCGCAAUUGAGCAACAUCGGUUAAACGCCGGGAUACAAGAACAUGGCUGUCGUGUUCUACGCAAUCUCGCAGAUGGAUGCGAGCUCAAUAGAAGACUUCAGGCAGAGAAUGGUGGGGUGAAUACUGCAGUUUUUGCGAUGAUGGGAUAUCCGGACAACGCCUCUGUACAGGAGCAAGCGUGUGCAAUGCUUCUAAAUAUGUCUUUCAGCACUGCAAACCUUGAGCGACUUGAGCAUGCUGAUGUACAUCGCCUAGCGGAGAAAGCUGUAAAUCUACACACGAAGCAUCGUGGCGUGCAGUUGCAGGCCGGAACUCUGCUGGAUCGGUUGAAUGGAUAUGACGUUACUGGUAGUGGAGAGACGAGGGCGGCAGUCACUGAACACCAGGCCCCUUCAAACAACCACAGACGAGGUCUCCGAAACCUCUUUCAUACAAGCAGUUUCCGUCGAAAUGCUAGGGAUAGCUGA